Molecule: messenger RNA, 1899 nt
Organism: Fundulus heteroclitus (mummichog)
Lineage: Eukaryota; Metazoa; Chordata; Actinopteri; Cyprinodontiformes; Fundulidae
Gene: cpped1
Product: calcineurin-like phosphoesterase domain containing 1
Exons: 6
Coding region: 409-1368 (319 amino acids)
Molecular function (GO): hydrolase activity
Source: RefSeq, a predicted model, not a curated record
UACACAUGAGGUCCAAGUCCCUUUUAUAUGAUGGCGUUUGGUGUUGGUUCUCAUUAUUAUUAUUAAUGCCUAACUUUCUGUUAGGACUUAGGCGCCCCGGACAAAAGCCUGAAAGGCGUUUUAUAUCGGCAGUAAUAGGAGAUGGAAAAGAUGCAGAAAUUCUAGAUUAUAUCCCAACUUCACAGAGGUACACACAACCCAACCUGCCCUGCAACUGUUGUGGAUCAUGUGGCAGCUUGUUGUGUAAAAGUUACUGACUGAUAAGCAGGCUGUGUAGUCGAUCACCGACGAGCCGCCUGUCCGCAGCAGACAGCACAAGCGGCGCGACAGGUCAACUGGUCCGGAGUCAGGCUAACAACUUUACAAGUCCGGCAGGGCUUGACUCGUUUGGCGGAACCAGCCGUGGACAUGUCAGAGAAGGAAGAUCUGUUCCUCAGAGCCAAACACCGGACCUUCAGCGGACUCACUGAAGAUGCAGAGCGGACCUGGACCGGACCCUUCUGCUUCAUCCAAGCUGCGGACCCCCAGCUGGGGCUGAUGAAGGCCUGGAGGGAGGGGGACUGUGACGGCGGGGGGGACGAAUGGGCCGAAGAGGUGGAGCUGACCAAACAGACGGUGGAGGCCGUCAACCGGCUCCGACCCAGGCCCAGGUUCAUGGUGCUGUGUGGAGACCUGGUCCACGCCAUGCCGGGAACGCCGUUCAGAGAAGGUCAGGAGCGAGACCUGAAGGACGCCUUAAAGGGGACCGAUCCCUCCAUCCCGCUGGUGUUCGUCAGCGGCAACCAUGACCUGGGCAACACCCCGACCCCCAGCACGGUGGAGCAGUACUGCGGCGCCUGGGGGGACGACUACUUCAGCUUCUGGGUGGGCGGCGUUCUCUGCCUGGUUCUGAACUCCCAGCUGUUCUACGACGCCUCGGCCUGCCCUCAGCUGAAAGAGGCUCAGGAGACGUGGCUGGAAGCCCAGCUGAGCAAGGCCUCCUCCUCCUCCUCCUCCUCCUCCUCUACGGAGCCCAAACCAAAGCACAUCUUGGUUUUCCAGCACAUUCCUCUGUACCUAAAGAGCCCCGAUGAGGAAGAUGACUACUUCAACCUGCAGAAGGAGGUCCGGCGGAGGCUGCUGGACAGGUUCAAAAGAGCCGGCGUGAAGGCCGUCUUCUCCGGCCACUAUCACCGCAACGCCGGCGGCCGCCAUGACGGCCUGGACAUGGUGGUGAGCUCGGCCAUCGGCUGCCAGCUCGGCGACGACCCGCACGGCGUCAGGGUGGUGGCGGUGACCGCCGACGCCGUCGUCCACCGCUACCACAGCCUGGAGCAGCUGAGAGAGCGCGGCGUGGACGAGGAGCUCAGGAAGCUCCUGCAGGCCUGAGGGCCGCCAGGAAAACACCUUAAUAGCUCGGGAGGGGGGGGGGGUUCACGUCUCUGAGCCAAAAGUUUCCUUGUUUUAAUGCUUCCUUUAACCUUUAAACUAAAUAUGCAGCACCCUCCACAGCCACUGUUCCUCUGGUAGACGUGCAGAAAGCUUUUAAAUGUUUAAAUGAAUAGUUCUGCUGUGGCAGUGGCCUGAUUUCCUGACACCACCCCCCCCCCCCUCCCGGAGAAACCCGAUGCUUAACAAUUAAUUUAGUCAGAGCAGGAGAAACCUGACGUUGAGGUGAGUCAGGUGUGAUGAUGGGCUGCAGGAGUUCAGCUUUUAUGAUGCGGAUAAAUGGUCAGAAAAUAUUAGUUAUACAUUUAUAGACCAGUUCACGCGUGACGUCAGCGCUACAUCCGGGUCCCGCGGGUAGGCAAAAGCAGAACUGUUACCGUCUACUACCGUGACUAAACGGGUGAUUUAGAGCGUACGUUUAGUUUAUUUUUGGAAUCUAAACAAUGCCUACGACUUGUUGUGCUCCCGGUU